Molecule: messenger RNA, 3519 nt
Organism: Papilio machaon (common yellow swallowtail)
Lineage: Eukaryota; Metazoa; Arthropoda; Insecta; Lepidoptera; Papilionidae
Exons: 1
Coding region: 1-3519 (1172 amino acids)
Biological process (GO): DNA integration
Molecular function (GO): zinc ion binding; nucleic acid binding
Source: RefSeq, a predicted model, not a curated record
AUGGCUACUAUAACGCGAUUACUUCGGCCUGAGAAGUUUGAAGCGGAUCCAGGUACACCCGCUGCGGACUUGAAAUACCUUCAUUGGAAAGAAACGUUCGAGAACUAUCUCGCUGUAGAAAUUGAAGAUGUUAAGGUAUCCGAUAGUACUAAACUAAAAAUAUUGCUUAACAACGUAUCUUCCAAUAUAUACUCAUUUUUACGGAAUAUUAAAGACUACACUAAAGCAAUAAGAACGUUAGAUGAGAUUUACCUGAAGCCUAAAAACGAGAUUCAUGCUAGAUUCAUAUUGACUUCCACAAAGCAGAAACCUGAAGAGACCGUAGGAGAUUUUUUACGAAAUUUACAGCAAUUAUCUUUCAAUUGCAAUUUUAAAUCUGUCACUGCCGAAGAAUACAGGAACGACUAUGUGCGCGAUGCUUUUAUAGCCGGUAUACAUUCUCAAAAAAUUAGACAACGAUUGCUGGAAAAUCUUGAGAUUUCUUUGGAAGAGGCUUAUAAUCAGGCGACAUCUCUUGAAAUGGCAGAAAAGAAUUCAAACGAUUUCAAAAUUAACACUUCAAAUUCUGCUAUGGACCUGAACCAGGUAGAGAAUAUCAAUUUACGAUCCAACAGCCCUAAUCUAGCUGCAACGUCAUCACGUAAACGUUGUUUUUUUUGUGGUGGCAACGUACACCAAAGAAUUAAAUGUCCCGCUUUUCGUGCUACUUGCCAAAUCUGUGAAAAGAAAGGACAUUUUGCGAAAGUUUGCAGAAGCAGCUAUGUGUCAAAUAAACUGGUUAAUAACGCCAUAGCAGAUUCAAAUGAUGAAAGGCUAUCAGCAAUUUUAGCAGCAUCGCCAGCUAGUCUUCGGAAAUGUACUGUACCUAUUACUAUUAACGACUGUAAAGCUGAUGCUUUGAUAGACAGCGGAAGUUCAACGAGUUUCAUUAACAAGAACUUUGCUGAAUUAUUACGUCUAAAACGCCAUCCCUGGAAAGAAACAGUAACUUUAGCUUCAAAGAAAAAUUGUUCUCAUGUAGAUGGAUAUUGCACUGCUACGAUAAAAUUAUGUGAACACACAUACAAACAAAAGUCUUUGUAUAUAUUAGAAGAUCUAUGCGCUGAUGUAAUCAUCGGACACGAUAUAUUACAGGACCAUUCCUCCGUAGAGAUAGAGUUUGGUGGUCCAGCUAAGGCUUUAAAAAUUUGUAACGUUAUGGCGGCCGCAGUGCCUCCAGUUUCACUAUUUUCGAAUCUUUCAUCAAACAUAAAACCUGUUGCUAUAAAGUCAAGAAAAUAUUCAGAGGCUGACAAUCAAUUUAUAAAAGACGAAAUUGGUAAACUUCUAAAGGAUCACGUUAUUGAACCAAGCAACUCGCCUUGGAGAGCUCAAGUCUUAGUUACCGGAGGAACGACACAUCGGAAACGUCUCGUUAUCGACUAUUCAUUAACUAUCAACAGAUACACUGAGCUAGAUGCAUACCCGUUGCCUAAUAUAGAGUCAAUAGUUUCGGAAGUAGCAAAACACAAUUUUUUUAGUCAAAUUGAUCUAAAAAGCGCUUACCACCAAAUACCGAUUUUGCCGAGUGAAAAGAAAUAUACAGCCUUUGAAGCAUGUGGGAAUUUAUACCAGUUUACUCGAAUACCAUUUGGUGUUACCAACGGAGUCGCUGCUUUCCAAAGAACAUUACAAUAUGUCAUUUCUAAGGAAAAACUGACGGGUACUUUCGCUUACCUCGAUGAUGUCACAAUCUGUGGUAAAACGAAAGAAGAACAUGAUCACAACCUAAAGCAAUUCAAAAAGGUUGCAGAAAAAUAUAAUCUCUCAUUAAAUGAAGAAAAGUGUAUAUACGGGCAAGAAUCAGUCAAAUUGCUCGGUUAUGAAAUCAUAAAUAACUCGAUUAGACCAGACGAAGAACGUCUGCGUCCUUUAAUAAACUUACCGAUUCCAAACGAUUCUCAAUCUUUAAAACGAGCUCUGGGCAUGUUUGCACAUUACUCUAAAUGGAUCAAAAAUUUCUCGGAAAAGAUUAACCCUUUGACAGCAAUCACCGAGUUCCCUUUGAACGAAACUGCUAUUAAUUGUUUCCAGAAAUUAAAGUCGGAUAUAGCGAAAUCUGCUUUAACUGUCAUUGAUCCGCAUGAAACCUUUACCGUGGAAACUGAUGCCUCUGAACACUCAAUUGCAGCUUCACUUUCACAAAACGGUCGUCCAGUGGCUUUCUUCUCUCGUUCUUUAAACGACUCUGAGCGUCGCCAUUCCUCGAUUGAGAAGGAAGCGACCGCUGUGGUUGAAGCUUUGAGAAAAUGGCGACACUAUCUAAUCGGGAGACACUUUCGUUUGAUAACAGACCAACGAUCAGUUUCUUUCAUGUUUAACCAGUCUCAUAGCAGUAAGAUCAAAAACGAAAAGAUAGAAAGAUGGCGUCUUGAGCUAUCCAAUUAUAAGUAUGAUAUAAUAUACCGUCCAGGUAAAGAAAAUGUUACAGCUGACACUUUGUCACGUAUCUGUGCCAGCUCAACGAUAAGAAGUUUGAACGAAUUACAUACUCUUUUAGGACACCCUGGUAUAGUACGGAUGACACAUUGGGUGCGCUCGAAAAAUUUGCCGUACUCGGUAGAUGACAUAAAACGAAUAACAUCGGGCUGUCGUAUAUGUGCCGAAGUCAAACCUAGAUUUGUGAAAAAGCAAGGGACUCUUAUCAAAGCCACUGCACCAUUCGAGCGAUUAAAUAUUGAUUUUAAAGGGCCUCUACCUUCUACUACAAGCACUCGCUACAUUUUAACAAUAAUUGACGAAUAUUCCAGAUUCCCAUUUGCCUAUCCAUGUAAAGACUUAUCAGCGGCCACUGUCAUGAAAUGCUUAAAAGAUUUAUUUCUUACUUUUGGUAGUCCACAAUAUAUUCAUUCGGAUCGUGGAUCGGCUUUUAUGUCUGAAGAAUUACGGUCUUACUUGGUGUUGAAUGGUAUUGCUUGUAGUCGUACUACACCGUAUAACCCACAGGGAAAUGGCCAAGUUGAACGCCUUAAUGGCACUUUAUGGAAGACAAUAAAAUUACAUUUGAAGACGAAAAAUCUUGACGUAGAUCAUUGGCAGGAUGUUCUACCAGCCGCUCUUCACUCCAUCAGAUCAUUAUUAUGCACCACUAUUAAUGCUACUCCGCAUGAAAGAUUCUUUAAACAUCCUCGUAGAACAAUAGAUGGAGAAUCAUUGCCAACAUGGCUCCUGGAGCCUGGUCCAGUGUUAAUGCGAAACAAUCACAGACAAUCAAAAUACGAUCCGGAGGUGGAAGAAGUAGAGCUUAUAGAAGCUAACCCUUCUUACUCUCACGUAAGACUAUCAGAUGGGCGCGAAGCUACUAUAUCGAAUAGGCAACUCGCGCCUCUGCCAACACCAGAAAAUGACCCAUUUGAAUCUCGGGAUCAUUCAGAACCUGCAGGAGGUAAUGAAGUUGUGAGAACGGAUGAAGCUACUUCUCUUCGGCGAUCCUCAAGAGAAAGGAGACCUCCAGUUUGGUUGAGAGAUUACGAAACCUAA